Pichia membranifaciens NRRL Y-2026 is the source of this 486-nucleotide messenger RNA. RefSeq lists its product as hypothetical. The record is from RefSeq and is a predicted model, not a curated record. The transcript has a single exon. The coding region runs from base 1 to 486 and encodes 161 amino acids. Lineage: Eukaryota; Fungi; Ascomycota; Pichiomycetes; Pichiales; Pichiaceae.
AUGCUCUGUGAUAUUUGUUUGAAAACGGAGGCCAAAUACACGUGCCCGAAGUGUUCAAGCAGGUAUUGUUCGUUGGCCUGUUUCAAGACAGCAGCACAUGUGGAAAAGGAUGAUAUAGCUCUUAAGAAGCGGGCGGAAACCAGCGCCAAACCAGCUGAAGGAGAUGCAGAAGUCGUUGUGAAAUCAGAAACGGAACAAACCGAUCAGAUCGAGGAUCCAAUGCUUGCGAUGCUAGUGAAAGACCCUCAAUUUCAAGAAUAUAUUUCGUCACCGGUAUUACAAUUUCACAUCUUGUCUUUAAUUGAGAUUUUGAAUGAUGUUGGUCUUACCAAUGAAUACUCCAAGGAUGGACGUGUUGAGAUAGCAAGCCGGAAACUCAACGGCUUGCGAGAAGGAGGAAUAGAAGAGAACGAGUAUGUGGAGGAGUUCAUUGGCUGGCUGCUGAACUGGAUGGACGAAUAUAAGGGAAAGAUCGCUUCAGGCUGA